AUGUGGCAGGCGCUCUUUACUAAGGAGUCUAUGCGUUGCAAGGAAAGGCUUUACAUGCUUAUGCCAAGCGGGGCAAUUCGCCAUGGCAUCUGCAGCGGCUCAUCGGCAAGUUGCGCAUCCGCAUCUUUAAAGGAACUGCCGACCAACACGUUCCCUAACGACACCACGACCUUGAUGCCGUUCACAAACCCCAACGACGACAACAACAUCAUCAUCAAUAACAUCAUUGUCAGCAACAACAUGAUGAUGGCCCCCACAAAAUUCCAGAGCGGGAUAUCCGACAUGCUGCUAUCCGGCCGCCGAGCCGGUGCCGUACUCUUGCCGCUGCAGCCUGCUCCGCUGCCGCGGUUCCUCGCGUCCGCGGCCCGCCGCCCUCCUCGGCCUCCUAGCCCUAGCCCUCGGGACAGUCCUCGGGACAAACAAAAAAAACAGGGUCGUUAUGUGCGACCCCCGGCGCAUGCCCUGCGACCCAUGGGUCAUAGCCAUCUUGCUAAUGACAUUGCUGUUUCUGUUCGUGGCCAGCGAUACAGGGCCGUCCAGGGAGCCCCCUCCAACUACAACAAUAUAAUCAAUGAUGGUUUGGGUGAUGGUGGCGGUGGUGGUGGUCGUGGUGGUGGUGGUGGCCGUGGCGGUGGUCGUGGUGUUUACGGCCGCAACCAGCAGCAGGAUUUUGUACCCAGCAGGGACACGCAGCGCGCCGCCAUUCUGGCGGCCGGGAACCGAUAUCAGGACAUCCUCAAGGUCUGUGUCGUGUCCGUGUCAUCCAAUCAGGUGGUUCAUGAUGUAGACAACAGGCGCAGCAGCAGCACUAGCAGUAGCAGCGGCGGGGAGGGCGGGGAAGGUCUGACGCCUGCCAACGUGGCUGUGGCAAUACACCGACUGGGCAGCUGCGGGGUGCAGGCGGGGAGCCAGGAGUCGGUGGCGCUGCUUAGUGACCCACGGUUCAUUAGGCUGGAGGAGCUGGCAGGCCACACUCCCGGGCAGCCCCUCCUCCGUGCGCUCACCGCUCGGCUGCUGGUGGCGCUGAAGGAAGAGUACGGCGGAGGCGGAGGCGGCGGAGGCGCCGAGAAGUUGGGAGGUCACAACAUGAAGACGGCGCCGCCGCCGCCGCCGCCGGCCCCCCGGGUUGCCCCGGCAAUAACAAAAGCGGGGGCCCGGUGGGUAGGGGCACCUCACCUGAUGGAGGCCGAGCAGGGCCCCAGCGAGCAGUACGGACAGUACGAGCAGCAAUUGCCUUCCCCCCUUCCCGGUCCCCAAGCGGUGUCCAUGUCCCUGAUGGGUUUGGCCAAGUUGGGUUGGACCCCAGGGUGGGAGUGGCUGGAGGAGCUGACUAAGAACCAUAUGCCGCUGGUACGGCAGUUCAGUGCGCAGGAGGUUUGCAGCUGCCUCUGGUCGCUGUCGAGACUGGGCCACCGCCACCCCCAGCUGCAAGGCGCCCUGUACGCCCAGGCCCUGUCGCGUGUAUCAGACCUCACCCCCCCGCACAUCUCCACACUGCUGCUGGCGGCUACUCGGCUCCAGGGGAACCGAGCCGCCACUCGGCCCGAUAAGGGCUAUAUCAGCAGUAGCAGCAGUAGCAGUAGCAAUCAGAAGAAGAAGAAAAAGAAGAAACAGAUAAAAUUGGAUCCAGACCAGGAGGGCCUUAUUCCGGAGGAGCUACUGGAGCAGUGUUGCGAAAUGUCGUCCAAGAAUCUCAGGCUGAUGGCCCCCAGGGACCUGUCCAACAUGAUGUGGGCACUUGCCAAAUUAGGCUACCCUCACCAGAAGCUCUUAUGGAGUGCGGCGCACGAGGCGGGCUUGCAGCUGGAGGCGGAGGUGCAGGCGGCCGCGGAGGAGCUCAGCAGCCGCAGUACCAGCCGGACGGGGCGGAAGGGGGGAGGUGGCGGGUCUACUGCCGCUGCUGCUGCUGCUGCUGGCGGCAGUAGCGGCAGUAGCGGUGACUUGCGUUCUUCCUCCAGUUGGUCCGGUACGGAUAUCGCCAGGUUGAGUUGGGCGUACGUGAAGAUGGAGUUUGUCCCUCGGGAGCCGUACUUGGAGCAGAUCUGUCUCCACAUGUCUAACCGUCAACUGUUGUACGGAUACUCCUGGACAGACCUCGCUCAGUCCGUGUGGUCGCUGACGUCCGCGGGGUACUGCGUCCCGGCUGUGUUGGCGGUGGUGGAGCGGGAGGUGGUGGCGCGCAUGGCGGCGGCGGGGAAGGCGGCAGCGGAGGCGACGGAGUUGUCGCAGGGGCAGCGCCAGCGGCAGCUGCCGCCGCUGCCGCAACCGGGGGAGGCCGCUCAGCUGUUGUGGUCGUACGGCAAAGUACAACACCCCGCACCUGCGCUGUUCGCUGCGCUACUGCCUUUCCUGUCACAUCGCCUCGCGGAUACCAGUUUGCCUGACGUCUGCAUUUCGCUAUGGGCGGCGGCAAGGAUGUACGGCACCGAUGGCGGCAGCGGUCAACGCAGCGGCGACGUCGGAAGCAGUAGCGGCGUGUACGACAAGGAGUUUAUGAGCGCUGUCGCCUAUCACUUCCUUCGCUCAGACAAUCGCGUAGCGAAGCAGAUGCAGGCGCAUGAUGUGGCUACUGUUGCAUGGGCGUACGGCAGGGUACGACAUGAGGCACGGCCGCUGUAUGACACACUAGUAGAGCGCGCGUUGUUGCAUGGCGAGACGCUGCCGACACGGGAGAUGGCCUGUAUCGUGGCCGUCACCGGUAUGUUUGGCUGGCACUACCCGAAACUGGUGAAGGCUGCAGAACAGCGAGUCGAGGUCCUUUGCAGACAAAGGGGCCUUAUUCCGCCGCCACCGCCGCCGCCGCCGCCAAAGGGUGGAAAGAAGAAAGCCGUUAAGAAAGGGCAUGCCCAGAAGCAGCCCCGGCCCUCCGCAACCGCCCCAACUACCUCAACCGCCACGUCCUCUUCUUCCUCACCUCUUGCGGGGACGCACUUCAAGGUUUCGGAGCGAGACCUUUGUCAGCUGGCGUGGGGGUUGAGUCUGGUGGGUCGAUGUACCCCCGAGCUGUGGAGCCGUACGAUGCUGCUGUUGAGCGACGUCGUACGGCGGCGGAUAGGGAUGGAGACUGCGCAUGAGCGGCAGCAGGCAGCGCAGCAGGGUGGCGAGGGCGGCGGCGGCGCUGUCGCUGACCGGAACACUAGCAGCGGCACUAGUAGCCGCAAUUCCAAGCGCGGCCUGGCUGGUGCUGGUGCUGGUGCAGGUGCUGGUGCUGGUGCUGGUGCAGGGGCUUCUUCCGCGGCUGUAGGUGGCGUUGGCAGCGGUGUGGUGGCGAAUUUGCUGUUCGAGGACGGCGCUUCCGGAGAGGAGCUCGUGCAGCUGUACCAGGCCUCCCUCAACAUCCAGCUGGACCACCCCGGCGUCUCCCUGGAGCCCGCACCCGCCGGAAUGCUGACGCGCGGGGCCAAGCUGUGGCGGUUUCGGAGCGGAGCGGGUAGGGCCGCAGCGGGCUCCCUGGAGCGGGAGGUGCUCGCGACGCUGCGGAGAAUGGGUCUCUCCCCGGUGGUGGAGGUUCCGGCGGAGGCAGACGGCCUAUCGUUCAUUGGUGUAACGCAGGAGGUACGAUCGCCAACGGCACCUGCGGCGGCGGCAGCAGCUACUGCCGCCACUGGCGCCGCCACGGUUCUCGAUGCCGGCAACCUGCCUCCCGUACUCCGCAAGCAGAUUCGUGUGGCUGUGGAGGUGGAUGGUCCCGAGCGCUUUACCGCGAAUACUUGGAAACCGCUGGGUACUACCUUGUACCGCCGCCGCUGGUUGACGGCGCACGGCUGGACGGUCGUGAGUGUGCCGUACCGGGAGUGGCAGUUGGCUAUGAGGGAUGAGGCGAAGGAAGCGCUGUUGGCAAAAUGCCUGAGAGAGGCGGAGGUGCAGCGGGGGAGGGAGGCGGAGCUGCUGAUGAAGGCAAAAAUGCCGAGCGACACAACCGGACGAGGAGGAGAGAAGCAGCAGGAGAAAAAGCUAAAAAAGCCUGGAAAGAAGCCGAAGAAUCCAAAACGCAAAAACUAA
Messenger RNA from Volvox carteri f. nagariensis, 4002 nucleotides. RefSeq lists its product as uncharacterized. Gene Ontology annotation, molecular function: RNA binding. NCBI's taxonomy places the organism in Eukaryota, Viridiplantae, Chlorophyta, Chlorophyceae, Chlamydomonadales, Volvocaceae. The record is from RefSeq and is a predicted model, not a curated record. The coding region runs from base 1 to 4002 and encodes 1333 amino acids. Gene Ontology annotation, cellular component: mitochondrial matrix; ribonucleoprotein granule. The transcript has 11 exons. Gene Ontology annotation, biological process: regulation of mitochondrial mRNA stability; mitochondrial RNA processing; chloroplast rRNA processing.